UUCUAUAGGGAAUAAAUUGUGCAAUAAAUACUGCAUAAUUACUUGAAUAUAAAUUGAGGCCAAAUGCAUGUUAUUGUGGCAAGUAAAACUCCACGACUGUUUUUUUUUUAAGAAAGAAUGCAGAACAUUCCUGCUUGCAACUGAAAAGAACACGAAAUGAAUCAGAAAAAGCCGCCUUUCAAUAAUCAAUUCAACCAUUCAAUGACAGUUCAGUGAGAGUUUUGCGAGCAGCUGAAAUAGGUGUACAUUGACUACAAAUAAUUUGAUAAAUAAACAUUAAUAUUUAUGUAGUUUGGAAUUCGGUUUGAAGUUAGUUGGCAUCGUUUUCCAAUGUUUUGUGUUUUUGUUUUUUGUCUGUUAUUUUUUUUAUGUUUUACUCCCUGGUAAAGUCGAUUGAAACAAACUCAGUUCUUGUUUUUGUAUGGCCAAUGGGCUGCUCAGUACAAGAAAUGUCUUAUCUUGCCAUAACAAAGAAUAGGGCAUUUGAGUCUGCAGAUACAUAUGUCAUAAUACAGUUUUUUAGUAGAUAGUAGAGGAUAUUAUAUUGCAUAAAGAGAAAGAAUUAAGAAAAUAUGGCGACACCCAUAGCAAAAUACUGUGAUGUAUGUCAUGGCAUUUUAGGAAGUAAAUCCUACAGAAUUCUAACCUCUUCCAUGGUCAAUGAAUUUGAUGAAGUCAUGAUAGAGAUUGGAAUGACACCCACACGAGAAAGGACCAAUGCUUGUACCCAGUGCAGCUACAAAAUGAAAAGACUUCAACAGUAUGACCACAUUUUGAAAACAAGGUUGGAUGUGAUUAAAAAGAAAAGAUCGGAAUUGUGUGAAGAUUUGAGACGCAUGCAUGCCGAGAAUAAGAGGAAAACUUUGGAGGAACACAUGAUAACUGUUCAACGACCAAACACCUUUGCACAAUCUCAAGUUAAAGGUUUCCGAUCUAUUUUACCUGCGUCAAAUUCACCCAUUCUGAUGAAGAGUAAUCCUGUGCCUGUUACUGUCAACUUCGAUAAUAAUUUAAAUACUGUACCAAGUUCAUCAUCUGUCAAGCGCAGAAAAUCAGCGAAAAUAUCAAAGGUUAAUAAACCGUUAAUACAUAAUAUUCGACCAGCUCCGGUACCUGUGAAUUUAACCAUACAAAAUGAUUUGGAUUCUUCAAGUUUUGAAAUAUCAGUACCAGUUCCCAAAGGACAACCAAAUUUAGAAAGUGGCAUAAAGAAAGAAUUGCCAACACAAACAACUACUACUCAAGGAUAUCAUAUUUCUAGUCUAGAAACCAAUCAUCAACCAAAUUUCGAACCCGACAUAUAUGUAAAGGAGGAUAUCACAUAUGAAGAAGACGAUAUACUAACGCCAACAGAUCAGUUGAGUCAUUUGGCAAAGAAUACAUUGUCUGUCAGUCCAACUGACUCGCGCUCUAUUAUGUUACAAGUGACCGAAAGAUCCCAGAGUAAGUUAAGACAAUCUAUCUCAUCUCAAACUCAUUUUCUGUUACCAAUGACAUUAGCAGCUUCAACUGCUGUAGUACAACCAAGUAUAGAAAGCACUCCAGAACAUUCUGGUACAACAGAAGUGUUGACUCAAGGACAAUUGGUUGUACGAUCAAACAUAAAAGAAGGUCUGUUAAUACCGUUGACUCAAGGACAAUCAGAUACAGGAAUUGACAUACAUGUAAAGGAAGAAAUGAAAGUAGAAGACGAUGAUAUUCUAAUGCCUAAAGUUUAUUUCAGUGAAUCCAGUGAUAAUAAAAUAACUGGUCAAGUCCAGGAAAGUAAUAAUGCAAUAACAUUUCACCAGUGUGCAAUAUGUAACAAGAUUUUUCAACAGUAUGCUGAUUUAGUAGACCACAAUAAAAUACAUGUUAAAGAAGAGAAAACUGAUGACACAGAUGAAGAGUGCGAUACAGUGGAGAAAUCUAAUAUUGAUACAUUACAGCAGUGUAAUUUUUGUGACAAAAACUUCCAAUCUUGCACAGAUUUAGAGAAACACCUUGAAGUCCAUGUACAGGAUAAAGCUUUGCAACCUGAUGGUGGUUUUCCUAAAGAUAAUGGACAGACAAUAGAAGAAGAUAUACUUUAUAAAUGUGAUGUUUGUGGUAAAUCAUUUAGUAAGCGUAGGUAUAGAUAUAAUCACAUGAAAAUCCAUACUGGGGGAAAACCUUUUAAAUGUGAUGUUUGUGGUAAGUCAUUUACACACAAAUACAAUCUAGAGGCACACAAGAAAAUUCAUACUGGUGAAAAACCCUAUAAAUGUGAUAUUUGUGGUAAAUCUUUUACCCAUAAAGGCAGUCUUCAGAGACACACCCCAUCACAUACUGGACAAAAACCUUUCAAAUGUGAUGUUUGCGGCAAAUCAUUUACCCGAAAUACGAUUCUUCAGGACCACAUGAGAACACAUACCGGAGAAAGACAAUUUAGAUGUGAUGUUUGUGGUAAAUCAUUCUAUGACAACAAUGGUUUAAAACGACACUUCAGAAUUCAUACCGGAGAGAAACGUUACGUAUGUGAUGUUUGUGGCAAGGCAUUUAUUCAAAGCGGCGCUCUUCGUGUCCAUCAGAAAACACAUUCAGAUUUGAAAUCACAUGAAUGUGAUAUUUGUGGUACAGUAUUCCGGAUGAAAGGAAAUCUGGAGAGACACAUGAAAUCACAUACUUAGUGCUGGAUAUUUAUAAUGAUGAUAAUAAGUGAUAUCUUUAAAGGGCAUUUAGUGAAAGUGAUAUACAAUAACAGAUAGCAUUAUGGAUAACAUUCACUAGGUUUAUUAAUGGUGAGAUUAUCCUCAUUGAAACUGUGCAGUUAAACACACAUUAUGUAAGAGCUAAAUCUGCCUAUUGUAGGUCUUUCUUUAGGCCUGAAAUUUUGUAUAAAUUAUUAGACAUUAACUCAUUUCUCAAUGCCAUUGGAUGCCUGUGAUAUUUAGUGGGUUCAAAUACGUUUUGUGGUGGAUGAAAUAAUCAUACGGCCGUGUAAAAUUGAUACCUUGUUUCUUCUCCCCUUGCUCAGGGUAAACCUAAGAGGGUGUGCAAUAAAGACAAACUUUUUCAAGGCCUUUACACUAUGAA
This is a messenger RNA of Patella vulgata (common limpet), 3054 nucleotides long. RefSeq names its product zinc finger protein 436. The record is from RefSeq and is a predicted model, not a curated record. The coding region runs from base 573 to 2648 and encodes 691 amino acids. The transcript has 2 exons. NCBI's taxonomy places the organism in Eukaryota, Metazoa, Mollusca, Gastropoda, Patellidae. Gene Ontology annotation, cellular component: nucleus.